AUGCCCGCCAUGGUCAGGCACAGCAGCAGCUACGAGCAUUGGAUCCGUGGAGUUUUCCUCAUUACAGAGGUUGAAGCCGACGAGGGGAAACUGACAAUUCCGAUCGAGUCGGAUACUACGCUGCAACGAGUGCGCACCAGGAUGGACAAAGACCUGAGCCUCACGCUGCAAGGUCGGCGAUGGCGUGUGACAGCCAAAGAGGCUCUCGAAGGUGUCGACAAGGAUGCCCUGCAGGUUGCUUUCGAG
This is a messenger RNA of Symbiodinium sp. CCMP2456, 246 nucleotides long. NCBI's taxonomy places the organism in Eukaryota, Dinophyceae, Suessiales, Symbiodiniaceae. The record is from the annotation of a GenBank genome assembly.